Molecule: messenger RNA, 1296 nt
Organism: Branchiostoma belcheri (Belcher's lancelet)
Lineage: Eukaryota; Metazoa; Chordata; Leptocardii; Amphioxiformes; Branchiostomatidae
Product: lissencephaly-1 homolog
Exons: 8
Coding region: 133-1197 (354 amino acids)
Biological process (GO): retrograde axonal transport; establishment of mitotic spindle orientation; nuclear migration
Cellular component (GO): kinetochore; neuronal cell body; neuron projection
Molecular function (GO): dynein complex binding; microtubule plus-end binding
Source: RefSeq, a predicted model, not a curated record
UCCCACCGUGGACAUGAAAAGGCCACAAAAAUACGUUUUUCCGAAGAGACCAUCGCUUUAAUUCUCCAGACUGAAGAAACCACGAGUAUCAAACCUAAGUUAGAGGCUGAGUGAACUUUAUUUGUGAAGAAUAUGGCCCUGGUGCAGCGUAUUCCCUUGUCGGAAGUGUUGGCCACCGUCAAGCCCAACAGUGAGAUCUGGAGCUGUUCUUACAACCCGCAGGAUGAUAACUUUAUAGCAGUGACCACCAGUACGGAGAACAAACUGCGCAUCUGUAAAGAGAACACACAGAGUUUUCCCAACGCCUUUGACCUGGGAGGUGCUGGGACCUGUACAGACUUCUCCAGAGAUGGGAGCAGAGUUGUGAUACUUUGUGAAAACUUGAUUGGAUUGCCACAAUAUUAUCUCCCUCCAGGCUCUACCUCCUCUGAUAUUGUCCUGAUCACAAACAUCAAUGGGGAGACUCCAGAACAGGUCCAGCUCCAGGGCCACACCAGCGCCAUCCGGAAUGUCCACUUCCACCCCACCAACACCCUGCUGCUGUCCUCGGGCUGGAGCGACGGCAUCCGAGUCUGGGACGUCAACACGCAACAGAUGACCAGGCAGGAGCUGCUCAAGGAACACUUUGGAGAGGAAACCAUCUACAAGACGAGCAUGUCUGAGGAUGGAAAGCUGCUGACAGUGUGCUGCUCUGAUGGUGCUACAUACGUACUGGAGACAAACAAUUUCAAGCUGGUACAAGAGCUGAAAUGGACCAACCCCACAGAUGUGCAGGAUGCCUCCAUACGUAAGACCUCCAGCAGAGACAUCCAGGUUGCUACGGCCUCACACGACGGAACAGUCAAGGUGUGGGACCUAGGGACGGGCAAAGUCCUGCAUAUGUUCACUGUGGGCUAUGAGGCGUCCCGUGUGCUAUACACCCCUGACGGCUCCAGGCUGUGUGUAGGAGGGAAGGCAGAACAUAUCCUGAUAUAUAAUGUGGAGGAGAACCCCAUCAAGUCAGCCUGGAAACUGGCAGAUCCCUGUGGAUUUGGUGCCAUCAAGUGUAUGGACUUCUCCAGGAUGUCAGGCUCAAGGAGAUUGGUGACAGGCCAUGCAGACUCUACCCUGCGAGUGUGGAACUUGUAUGGCAUUGUGCAGGAUAACUCCAUGAGUGAAUUUGCCUCUGUGAUGGGUGACUACACAAGCAGAAGUUGACUUCAGUGACUGAUGUGUUCUUCAGAGUUGUGUUCAGUUCUAUUGCCCCAACGGCUGUGAUCCUAUAAUAAUAUGCCACUUCAAGGUCCGUUGAGUUAA